Molecule: messenger RNA, 2670 nt
Organism: Calidris pugnax (ruff)
Lineage: Eukaryota; Metazoa; Chordata; Aves; Charadriiformes; Scolopacidae
Gene: TUBB1
Product: tubulin, beta 1 class VI
Exons: 6
Coding region: 508-1818 (436 amino acids)
Biological process (GO): mitotic cell cycle; microtubule cytoskeleton organization
Cellular component (GO): cytoplasm; microtubule
Molecular function (GO): structural constituent of cytoskeleton; GTP binding; GTPase activity
Source: RefSeq, a predicted model, not a curated record
AAAGCUUUCCGAAGUGUACCCUCACUGGUGAGUCACCGUGUCACUGUUACCUGCCAUCUUGGACGGGCAACGCCGCUUUGCUGCCUUAUUUUGUCAGAAAGGACCAGCUUACUCGGCUGAAAAGCUUCCUGAGGCAAAUCAGUGACAUCCCCUCUAGAGAAGAUGUUUCUCCAGCUGGAGUGACCCCCGGCUUCCCUUUUCGCAGGAGACAGACAGAGCUCUCUGCUGUGACCCCGCGGCUCUUCCCCCCAGCGCCGGUGUCUCUGGCUUCCCCCCAGCCCGGUCCGUGCCCAGGACGGCCCAUGGCUUGGCAGAGGACGACGGAACGGUCCCUAGUGCCUUUUUUGCCGUGUUCUGCUGGUGCUGAAGUUUGCCUCGGAGCAGUUGGCUGUUCCUCCCUCAGCUGGUGGAGAAGUGGAAGUCAUCUGUGGCAGGGAAGUCUGGAACAAGCUGAUUUUAAUUCUGGAGCAAGAUGGAAGCUCAGCAAGUCCUUAUCUCGAGCGCCCCAUGAAGGAGCUGCUUUCAUUCUGGGAGGUGAUCAGUGAUGAACAUGGCAUUGACAUCGCUGGAAACUACCGUGGGGGUGCGUCGCUGCAGCUGGAGAGAAUCAAUGUCUACUUCAACGAGGCUUACUCUCAUAAAUAUGUGCCACGUUCUAUCUUGGUGGACCUGGAACCCGGUACGAUGGACAGUGUACGGUCUAGCAAAAUAGGCCCCCUCUUCCGACCUGACAAUUUUAUUCAUGGAAAUUCGGGUGCUGGAAACAACUGGGCAAAGGGCCAUUACACAGAAGGAGCUGAACUGAUCGAGAACGUCAUGGAUGUGGUGAGGAACGAGUGUGAGAGCUGUGACUGCCUUCAGGGGUUCCAGCUCAUCCACUCGCUGGGCGGGGGCACGGGCUCAGGUAUGGGCACGCUCCUCAUCAACAAAAUCCGAGAAGAGUAUCCCGACAGGAUUAUGAACACCUUCAGUGUUGUGCCUUCCCCCAAAGUAUCCGACACGGUGGUGGAGCCCUAUAACGCCAUCCUCUCCAUCCAUCAGCUAAUAGAGAACACAGAUGAAACCUUCUGCAUCGACAACGAAGCUCUAUACGAUAUAUGUUUCAGAACUCUAAAGCUCACCAAUCCCACCUAUGGUGACCUCAACCACCUCGUGUCCCUAACCAUGAGUGGUGUCACAACCUCCCUCCGGUUUCCCGGCCAGCUGAACGCGGACCUGCGGAAGCUGGCCGUGAACAUGGUGCCCUUCCCUCGCCUCCACUUCUUCAUGCCGGGCUUUGCCCCGCUGACGGCUCGCGGCAGCCAGCAGUACAGAGCCCUCUCGGUGCCGGAGCUCACCCAGCAGAUGUUUGAUGCCCGCAACAUGAUGGCGGCCUGCGACCCCCGGCGCGGGCGGUACCUGACGGUGGCCUGCAUCUUCAGGGGCCGGAUGUCUACCCGAGAGGUGGAUGAGCAGCUGCUGGCCGUCCAGACCAAGAACAGUUCCUACUUUGUGGAGUGGAUCCCUAAUAACGUCAAAGUGGCCGUGUGUGACAUACCACCGCGAGGACUGAAGAUGGCGGCCACCUUCAUUGGCAAUAACACAGCCAUCCAGGAGCUCUUCAUCAGGGUUUCCGAACAGUUCUCGGCCAUGUUCAGGAGGAAGGCGUUUCUCCACUGGUACACCGGGGAGGGCAUGGACGAGAUGGAGUUUUCCGAAGCGGAAGGUAACACCAAUGACCUGGUGUCCGAGUACCAGCAGUACCAGGACGCCACUGCGGAUGUGGAGGAAUAUGAAGAGGUGGAGGCAGAAGCCAGCCCGGAAAAGGAAGCUUCGUAAGACCCCUGGUAACAUCAAACCCCUCUCCGAAUGGGCCAGUAGCCAUCAGCUGCGGACUGAAAGCAACACCUUUCUUAGUAACUUCUCUGCUUCUGGCCAAAAUAUAUGCAGUAUUACAAUACAAUGCUUUUGAAGUUAAUGGCAGCCAUGCUUUUCUCCCCCAAAUGUUGGCACCCAGUCUCCCAGAAGAGCCACGAUGGAGACAAGUCAUCUCACAACAGCCCUUCUCAUAACUGUAUUCACUUUCAGAGUAUCAUCAGUGGGUACUGAGGGUAACACACAGCCCGUGUGUGUACGUACACCCCCGGGAGCAAAACCAACAGCAAAAUCCACCAUCAGCUCCUCAGGUGUCGGUGUUCUUUGCAGACACCAUCCACUUCUGUUUGUGCUGCGCUGCAGGGCCCCCCACCCCGACCCACAGCAGCCUCACUCAGCCCCUGCGGCUGCGGGGGGGACACCACGGGGCUAAAGACUCAAUGUGCACAUUUUUACUUCGUUUUAAAGUAUUUAAUAGUUCUAUCACCUUGCUGGCUUCUAUUAUCCUAUUAUUGCAGGGCUUGGAUUCAUUCUCAUUGUGUGGUUUGUUCUGUUUCAGACUAUAGAUGGAGUUACACCAGCACAAAGCUGGGUUCCCCCCCACCCAUGUACUAACUAUUGUAAAUUUUCUUCCUGUCACUCAGUACAGCAAACUGGAUGCAAUGGUUUGCAGAUAGUUAGAUGCGAGUCAAAUGUAUCUUCACUUCAGGAAAAAAAGUUCCUUGCUGUUCACAGCCAUCUAGUUAAGACUGUAUUUAUAACAUUCCUUAAAAUAAAAAUUAUAUACCACUCUAUAAAAUACUUUAAUACUUGAAA